UGUUCCAAUUGGAGUGCGAACGGUUGUGCGGUGCUUGUGUGGUGGACUAUCCGACUUUUCUAUAUUUUUAAGGGCCGCGGCAGUAGAGAUAGCCUAUUUUUCUCGCGACAGAGCGCGUUAAGUAAUCAAUUGAAAUCCGGCGAUUGGGUGAAUCGAGAGUUCCUCCCCGAUUCCCGACUCCUGCGUGCAUUUGAAGCACUUACAGCCGCGAUUUCCGCACUCGGGUGCACUGUGCUUUUGUUUAUACGACCUCCGGUCGCCCCACAUUUUCUGUUGAACUUGUGCCGCCGAGCGGUGUUGUCACUGCCCCACCUCCCCCGCGGAAAAUCGAAACUCCCGUACAGUGGGCGUGACCAAGGGCGAAGCCGAUAGAUAAUAACUUUCCACGGGAACUUGAGUGUGCGUAAUAUCGCUUAUAAAGAGUGUUUGGCAACUUGGCAAUCUGGAGUGUCACCAGCAACGAAUUCAAAUCAUAUAUAAUCCAGCUGAUUUGGACGUGUUCUGCAGCGAUUUCAUCCCACUGUGCAAGGCGGGCGGCAGAAAUUCAUAAAACAACAGCUAACAAAUUCGACGAAGAGGCAUACGCAACGGAAACGAAAGAGAGAGCGAGCUUAUUGUAUUUUUGUAAUACUCGUCUGCCCAACAACUACAAUCACUUUAAUGUGCAGCCUAUAAUGUGAGCUAAUGCAAUGACACAGGACCAACUCCCAGUAAUGGUUGCAAUUUAGCCCAGGAGCCACGAAUCCACCAACUCAGCAGAUAGAUCAGCGUUUGCACUGAAGGCUGCUAAUUGAGGACGAGGAUCAUAAAUCAUUAUCAGGCGCCAGCGAGGAGGCGAGAACAGCGACAGCAGCGAUUGAGUUGCACCACCAGAGACGAAUUAAUCAUACGCCGCGUUGGUCGUCCCCCCGUCGAUACUAAGAUAUACAUAUAUACAAUGCCUGCGAGUCCGCCUCCGCACCACGCGCCGCGCACUUGACACGGGGAGCGGCAGAGUAGCCGGCGAAGCCAGUGAGGCCCAGAUUUGUGUUCGAUUUGUGUUUGUUUGUUUUUGUUCGAGCUAGCCGGGCGCGCUAGUUGGCAUCGGUGGCAUCGAAUCGAAAAGUGUUUGAUUUCCGCGAAAACAAAGUACCGCAUGUGGCUGCCAGGGCAAAAUCCGCUAGCCGGCAGCACAAACUGCAACAACUGCAUCUGCAACUGCAACAGCAACAGCAGCAACACCACCAGCAACUGCCGCCAGUUGCCGUCAAUUAUCGCUCAAUAUAUUCUCCGUUGGCCUGUGAUAAACCCCCUAACGUUCUUAAUGAACGACCUUCGGUCCAAGUCAUUCUAUCGUGCAGGCAAACCAACAUCUGCAGCAUCCGCAUCGGGCGCGACCACCAGCGCCAAGUCGUUCGCCAAGGGCCAGAACAACAAUCCCCGUACUUACAACAACAGCGGCAAGUCGAACAAGGUGUUCCUGCACUACAUACCCCGCGAUCCGCGCCUAAGAAUUUUCAACAAAACCGCCACCCUGAAUAAACACUCGAAUCGCACCCUGAGCGAGCUAAACAUAACUGAAGACCUGUGCAAUUAUGGUGAAUUGAUUGGCGGCGGUGCCGAAACAGUGAAGCUAGUGCCAGUGAAAUCUUAAGAAUAUAUCCGCAAUAUCCGCA
Molecule: messenger RNA, 1655 nt
Organism: Drosophila mauritiana
Lineage: Eukaryota; Metazoa; Arthropoda; Insecta; Diptera; Drosophilidae
Exons: 2
Coding region: 1136-1633 (165 amino acids)
Source: RefSeq, a predicted model, not a curated record